AUGGGAACAGGGUGGUGGUGGUUGUGCGUCUUGGGGAUUGUUGCUGCUCCGUGUCGGGGCAUUAAACAAUGUCUGAAUGGGAUUACAAUCAAUGUGGUCCUGCUGGAAGAUGACGAGUCUCCCUGGAGUCUGAGGUUUGUGAAGGACAAAAUACUGGAGGCCAUUGAGACAGACUCAACCAUUAAUACUGCAGAAGGGACAGGGUUUAAUCUCACAGCUAAAUUUGGCGGUAUCAGACCGACCUUUUAUCGACACACGGGCUGCCAGAGCAGCGCGUGUGAGGGAGUGGACGAGUUAAAGAGCCUGAUGAACGAGGACUCCCUGGGAUGUGCCGUGCUCGGUCCCACCUGCACCUACGCCACUUUCCAAAUGUUUGAUCUGGAAAAAGGUCUGAAGCUCAGCACGCCCAUCAUGUCGGCGGGAAGCUUUGGUCUCUCCUGCGACUACACGCUCAACCUGCAGCGCCUCCUACCACCAGCGCGCAAGAUUGACAACUUCUUCGUCAAGUUCUGGGAAGACGACAACCAGAUCAAACCUGAGUGGGAGACGGCCUAUGUUUACAAGAAACAGAUCAACACUGAGGAUUGCUUUUGGUAUAUUAAUGCACUGGAUACAGACUCAAGCAACUUUACCCAAAAUGUUCGGAGAACGGUGCUGCGCAAACCAGAUGACCUGAAAAAAGUACUGUCAUCACCAAAGAACAGGACAAGCAACCUGUUUAUCAUGUGUGGAUCACCGGUGGAUGUAGCAGAGGUGAAAAGAUGCUCCAAAGAGGCCGACGGCAGCGAUAUUCUCUUCAUCCUUAUUGAUCUUUACAAUGAUCAAUACUACACCAACACAUCGUCAAUGCCAUGCAUGAAGAACGUGUUGGUACUGACUAUGCCAAACACCAGAAACUACACAAUCAACACAGACGUGAAGAACAACACGAUGAACGAUUACAUGGCCGCGUACCAUGAUUCAGUGCUGCUGAUAGGCGAAGUGAUGAGGGAAAUUGCUAAAAAACCUCAGUCAGAGAUUCAGCAGAUGGAGUUUGUCAAUGUGAAUUACUUCAGAAACAUCUCCUUUAAUGGAAGUGCUGGAAACUACAAGCUGGACAAGCACGGAGACAGAGACGUGAACCUCUCCGUCAUUUACACCUCAUCUGACAACAAGUACAAACAUUUAUUCACAUUCGACACGGAGCUCAAAGUAACCAAAGUGGUUGAGACGAACCCUUCCUUCAUCUGGGGAAAGAAACUUCCUAAUUUCAGACCAGACGAAGACCCGGCAUUUUAUAACGCCAUUGUCAUCGUGUUGGCUGUUACAGUGGUGGUGGUGGCAACCAUCGCCUUCAUUUUCUACAGACAGAACAAGAGAGAACGCCAGGUCAGGAGGCGCUGGUUCCACAUCUCUUCUGAUCUCGUCACACUGCUGGAGAACAACCAGCACAAUGUCAUCUCUCUGAAGAUUGAAGAUGAGAGGAAAAUCAUGAAAUUCCAGAUCCGCCGUGCGCUCUACGAUAAGAAGAUUGUGAUUCUGAAGGAGCUGGAGUACUCAGAUGAGGACUUUACCCGGAUGAUAGAACUUCACGCGCUCAAGCAAAUCGACUAUUACAACCUCACAAAGUUUUAUGGCACAGUGAAGAUUGAUCACAGUGUGUUUGGAGUGUUUGAGUACGGAGAGAGAGGGUCGCUCAGGUAUGUGCUGAAUGACAAGGUUUCGUACCCAGAGGAGACCUUCAUGGACUGGGAGUUCAAGAUCUCCGUCAUGUACGACAUCGCCAAGGGCAUGUCCUAUCUCCAUGCCAGUCACAUCCAGGUGCAUGGUCGCCUCAAGUCCACCAACUGUGUGGUGGACAAUCGCAUGGUGGUGAAGAUCACAGACUUUGGGUGCAAUAGCUUUCUCAGCCUCGGCAAAGACUUGUGGACUGCUCCGGAGCACCUGAGGAGACAGGGCACCUCUCAGAAAGGAGACGUGUACAGCUUUGCCAUCAUCGCUCACGAGAUCGUUCUCAGAAAGUGCACCUUCUACACCGAGAGCUGCUCCGACCGAGCAGAAAAGCUUGACAAGGUCAUCAUGUCCUACUUCAGACCUGAUCUUAACUUUGAGACCGCUUCGGAGAAAGAAUUAGAGGUGUACAUGUUGAUAAAAAGCUGUUGGGAUGAGGAUCCAGAAAAAAGACCUGACUUUAAGAGGGUUGAAAACUGUCUGGGGAAAAUAAUCAGUAAAAUUCACAACCAGGACAAUGAGAGCUACAUGGAUAACAUGAUAAGAAGACUGCAGAUGUACUCCAGAAACCUGGAGCACCUGGUGGAGGAGAGGACGGCCCUCUACAAAGCUGAGAGGGACAGAGCGGACUGCCUCAACUACAUGCUGCUUCCUGGCCCGGUGGUGAAAAGCCUGAAGGAGACCGGUGUGGUGGAGCCAGAGCUGUACGAGGAAGUGACGAUAUACUUCAGUGACAUCGUCGGUUUCACCACGCUGUGCCAGUACAGCACACCGAUGGAAGUUGUGGACAUGCUCAACGACAUCUACGGGGGCUUUGACAGCAUCGUCGACCACCAUGACGUGUACAAGGUGGAGACGAUUGGCGACGCCUACAUGGUGGCCUCUGGGCUCCCAAAGCGAAAUGGGAACAGGCACGCAGUGGAUAUCUGCCGCAUGGCGCUGGACAUCUUGAAGUUCAUCUGUAACUUCCAGCUCCGACACCUGCCUGGCAUCCCGGUGUGGAUACGCAUCGGCGUUCACUCAGGUCCCUGUGCUGCCGGUGUCGUGGGGAUAAAGAUGCCCAGAUAUUGUUUAUUUGGAGACACAGUCAACACGGCGUCUCGUAUGGAGUCUACUGGACACCCCCUGCGGAUCCACGUCAGUCAGCCCACUAUAAAUAUCCUGCAGAGGACAGAGUGCAAGUUUGAGUAUGAGAUCAGAGGAGAAACGUGUGCGAAGGGUAAAGGCACAGAGACAACCUACUGGUUGACAGGUGAGAAAGGCAAAGACUACGACCUCCCAGCUCCACCCACAACUGAGAACUUCCAGCGGCUCCAGCAGGACCUCGCCAACAUGAUCCUGACGUGCCUGGAGCGGCGCUCUCGAGGCUCCAUCCGGAGGAAGAAGCCGCUCUCGAGUCAGAGCAAGGAGGAAGACGAGAACCAGGAAUCAGAGGUGGAGUCUGAGGGCGACCUCCCCGAGUACCUGCAUCUGGCCACUGUGGAUAACACCCUCAGUACAUUCCUGUAGCACAGACCUACUGUAGAGUACAUUACUGUCUGUCGGUUAUUACACCACUCUCAAAGACUGGGAAAGGCAGAGGCGGAGACUGUAUUUGGUUAAUGUCCAGACUACAUCCAAGUGUUAACGUAAAAGUGGAACUUUCUCCUGCAUAUUCUUGUCAGGUUCAUUGAUAGUUCAGUUUUUUUUUGG
Messenger RNA from Cyclopterus lumpus (lumpfish), 3402 nucleotides. Its product is annotated as heat-stable enterotoxin receptor. Gene Ontology annotation, biological process: intracellular signal transduction; protein phosphorylation; receptor guanylyl cyclase signaling pathway. The coding region runs from base 1 to 3219 and encodes 1072 amino acids. Gene Ontology annotation, molecular function: protein kinase activity; ATP binding; guanylate cyclase activity. NCBI's taxonomy places the organism in Eukaryota, Metazoa, Chordata, Actinopteri, Perciformes, Cyclopteridae. The transcript is spliced from 27 exons. The record is from RefSeq and is a predicted model, not a curated record.